UAAAACGAGGUGACCUUUCUCACUCAAGUAUUCCCCAGGAAAGUUGGAGAUUAACACACACACACACACACACGCCCCACAGUCUCUGCAGGAAUACUGACACACGGACACCCCCCACAGGCAAGAAGAGUGAUGGAUGGAAAUCUGAGCCCAACAAACCUGGAAUACUAUGAAGACAUGUUCAAACUCCAAUCCUAUGCUACUCUCCUGUCCUCCUUCUUGAAUGAGGAUGGCAGGCAAACUUUGGUACUUGACUCCACAAUAUUCCACCCACAAGGGGGUGGUCAACCUUCAGACAAGGGUUCCAUCUCCAAUCCACUGUUCAAGUUCAUAGUUGAGGAUGUUCGAUCCAAGGACAAAAUUGUGUAUCACUAUGGGCAUUUCGAGGACUCCAGGAAAGAUGAGAAUAUUGAGAAAGGUGCUCAAGUGUUGUUAACUGUGGAUGAAGGUAGGCGCAAGCUCAACUCAAGGCUGCAUUCAGCCGGUCACUUGCUGGAUAUCUGUGUGAGAAAUGUCGGAUGGGAUCACUUGGAGCCGGGAAAAGCAUACCACUUUCCAGAUGGGCCAUUCGUGGAAUACAAAGGCGAGGUUCCGCACAAUGAGUUGAAAAGCAAGCCAAAGGAGCUAGAAUUAGAAGCUAGCAAGUUGAUCUCAAAAGGAGGGAAAGUUUCUGUAUCCAUUUUGCCAUAUGAUAAAGCUUCUGAACUCUGUGGUGGUUCCCUCCCGGAUUAUAUACCCAAGGACAGCGCUCCUAGGAUUGUGCAGUUAGGGGAUAGCCUAGGAUGCCCCUGCGGUGGUACACACGUAAACGACAUCAGUGAGAUUUUGAACCUAAAGGUUUCACAAAUUCGGACAAGAAAAGGAGUGACAAAAGUUUCCUACAAUGUCGAAUAGUCUUAUUUACGAUGCUAUGACAGUUACACCGUCAGUUCAAUGAGGCUAAGCUUUUAAAUACGGCUUUCCUAAG
Sesamum indicum (sesame) is the source of this 967-nucleotide messenger RNA. Its product is annotated as threonyl and alanyl tRNA synthetase second additional domain-containing protein. Gene Ontology annotation, biological process: alanyl-tRNA aminoacylation. Gene Ontology annotation, molecular function: nucleic acid binding; alanine-tRNA ligase activity; ATP binding. NCBI's taxonomy places the organism in Eukaryota, Viridiplantae, Streptophyta, Magnoliopsida, Lamiales, Pedaliaceae. The record is from RefSeq and is a predicted model, not a curated record.